AUGGAAAUAAAUAAUCAACUGGAUACUAUUACGUGUAUACCAUGUUUAAAGUUUAAAAAACAUGCACCAAAACAUUUAUUAAGUACUAUUAAAUCUUCGUUUGGCUCAUUUGAAUACGUUGAACAAGACGCGACUCGAGUUCAAUCUGAACGUUUUCGAAAUUUAAAAAAAGCUUUAAGACAUCAUUAUUUAAACAAACUACACAUCUGGUGUGUAGAAGAAGAUGAGAAACGAAAGCAAUUAUUCGACGAUUUUUUAAGAAAAAAUGAGAAAGCUGGAUGGAAUGUUGGUCGAGCAGCGUUAUUCUGCAUUCAAGGUGGUCUUGGUGGUCUGAAAUUUGUUGAUACAUUGAACUUAUUGGAUAUCUCUGGAGCAUCAGUUGGAACUUAUAGUGAAUAUUUACAUUCGGUUGAUCCUGUUACACAACGUCGUCGACCGUUCGGCAUAACAUUGGAUAACGUUACAUUAUUAAAAAGGUCGAUGCAGGUGACAAUUAUGAUCGUAAUGAUUGACGGACAGUUAACACCUCUUUAUCUUCAGUCUCCAUUAUGUCAAACAGAGUUAACGGGGGAAGACUUAGCUAGUAAUUGUGUUCGAGUACUAGAAUCAUUUGGCUUGAAAAAAAAUGCAUUGCAAGAACAAUUCACUGGUUGUGCCGUCGAUGGUGCUUAUAUUAAUUUGCGAAUUGAAAAACAUCUAUGUCAAAAACUAGGAAUGCGAGAGAGAUGGUUAACAGUGUCAUGGGAUAGUGCACAUUUACUUGAAUUAGCAAUAAAUGAUGCAAAGAAACAAAGUAAAUUUUCCUGGUUACAAAGGUUCAUUAAAACAUGUGGUACAAUCAUGAAAAAAUAUUCAUAUGGAAAAUCAUAUGAGCACCUACUGGAAGCAGCAGAAUUAGUCGAAGAACAAAUACUACAACCAAAACAAUUUCAUAUUACCCGUUUUGUUCAAUCCGAACUCCGCGUAUACGAAACAGUAUUAAGAGAUUGGUCAACUCUGUAUUAUUUGCAAGAACAAGAUAGUGUAAUUAACUCAUUAGCAGGUGGAAAUGUAAGUGCAAGAACAAGACGAAAUAUUGAUACAGAAUACAAAGCAGGUGAUAGCGAUAAUGUUAGUUACAAACAUGAAGAUAUCAAAUCUGUGAAUUUUGUUUGUAAACUUAUUGGUUUAAAUGAUAUCUACAAUAUUCUUGUACGAGCAUCUAUGUCUGUGCAGCAAGUCAAUAAAUACCCGUGGGAACAUGAUGAUUCAAUUCGAUAUUUACAAAAAUGUUUAAAUGGAUAUAGUAAAUUACUUGAACAAUUAGAUUUAAAUAAAACACAAGAAAUGGAUAGUGUGGAAGAAUGUGAAGAACCAGAACCAGUUGGCUUACUCGGACCAACAAUCGAUGACGAUUGUGAUAUACAAGAAGAAGACGACGAAGAUACACAAGUUCGAGCGAUGCCAUCAGCAAAAUAUAUUGAACAAUAUUAUCAAGAUCUAUUGAAAUGUGAAUUCAAACAACGUCCAAUCAUCAUACGACCUGGUGAUUAUGAUUUAGAAGAUCCAACUACACAUGCAAGAAAAAAAUUGAUCGAAUUAUGUCAACAAUUAGUUGAAACAAUUACAACACGGUUUCGAGAGAUACCAUAUAUUUUUAUAUUGAUGAAAAAUUGUUUAGAUGUUUAA
Rotaria sp. Silwood1 is the source of this 1668-nucleotide messenger RNA. NCBI's taxonomy places the organism in Eukaryota, Metazoa, Rotifera, Eurotatoria, Philodinida, Philodinidae. The record is from the annotation of a GenBank genome assembly.